AUGGAGACGCCCCUUACCGCAAACGACAUCGAGCUUGAGCGGCUACGCAGCUCCCUCGUCAGCACGUCGAGCAUGUCCAUGUGGACGAAACUGGUCCAUCGAAAAACUCGACGAGCAUACAACUAUCACGCCACGCAAAACACGCACAUCAACCGUCUCGUCCAGGUGGCAGAGGAUCCAACGGCUUCGCGAUUGCUAGACGACCGACCAGACUCAUCGGCCUUUCACGUCAGGGCCGCCAUUUACUUGUCGAUAUAUGGCACCAUUGUCGUUGCAGCGCUGCAGGUCUAUGCAGCUGUGACAACUCUUUCGUUGUCGCUCUUCGUCACCAUGGCAGAGAGCUGCUGUGAAGCCGCGAGCAACAUCGGCCUGAACUACCUCCAUAGAAAAUCCAAAAAACUUAGCGGUUCGCCCCGAUGGCCCGCAGGUGCAGCAAGGCUGGGCAACGCCGGCAACAUCUGCUUCGCGUUUGCCCUGAUGGCCGUCUCCUUGGUUCUCAUCGUCGAGAGCAUCCGUGACCUGGCCAAGAGCGAGCACGAGCUCGGAAAGUUCUCGGUGGCGGCCAUCGUCGCUGCUGCGUGCGGAUUCGGCAUCAAACUCGGUUUGGCAAUCUACUGCUUCAUCUUCCGGAAACACAGCAGCCAGCUCGAGAUGCUCUGGGAGGAUAACCGCAACGACUGUUUUGAAUACGGCUUCGCCAUCUUCACAUCCGCCGCCGGCGCAAAGUUGAAUUGGUGGGUUGAUCCAGUUGGUGCUAUGCUCAUCGCAUGUGUCAUCGUCGUCACCUGGAUUGGUACUGUCCGUUCAGAGUUUCUGCAGCUCUGCGGAGUUGGCGCCUCGCCUAGCUUGGUACAGGAGAUUGUCUUCCUCACUAUUCGUCACUCUCCUUUAAUCUUGCAAGUCGACACGGUUCAUGCAUAUCACUGGGGCGAAGACUUUGUUGUUGAGGUGGAUAUUGUCAUGGCACCUGAGCGGUCCCUUCGCGAGGUCCACGACAUCUCGCAAGCAUUACAAGACAAGCUCGAGACAGUCGAGGGCGUUGGCCGAGCUUUCGUUCACGUUGAUUACGAAACUGGGCAUAUGCCUGAGCACCGUAAAACUCGUUGA
Molecule: messenger RNA, 1107 nt
Organism: Trichoderma virens Gv29-8
Lineage: Eukaryota; Fungi; Ascomycota; Sordariomycetes; Hypocreales; Hypocreaceae
Exons: 2
Coding region: 1-1107 (368 amino acids)
Biological process (GO): monoatomic cation transport; transmembrane transport
Cellular component (GO): membrane
Molecular function (GO): monoatomic cation transmembrane transporter activity
Source: RefSeq, a predicted model, not a curated record